GUAAUUUUAUAUAAAUUAAGGGCACCGGAAAAAUAACUAAAAAGUAUAACCAGUAUUUCUAUGCUUGUCAGUUGUUACAGUGUGGUUCAGUAGCUAUGAAUGUUGCAGACUUGGACUCAAAUUAUACAGAUUUUGUGCCGGAUAUCGCCAGGUCAGAGAACUUCGGCAGAUACGAGAUUGUUGUAAAAAACAAUGACACAGUAGAUGGAUACAUGGGAGAGCCUACACGGCUGACGCUCAAAGGAUCGACAAAAGACGGAAAAAACAAGGCGUUACAUUUGUUUUGUAAAGCUGCCGCUAAGCAUGAAUUCAUCAGGCGCAGUUUUCCAGUAAACGACGUUUUUAAACGAGAAAAGUUUCUUUACAAUGUCGUCCUCGCGGAAUUUAGAAAGUUUGAGACAAAGAAAGGAGUCGACAGGAAGUUCACGGAAUCAUUAGCGAAAUGCUUCCGGGCAGAUGACAAUGAAAUGAAUGAAAGGAUUGUUUUAGAGGAUAUUUCGAAAAAGGGUUUUUAUAUGUUAAAGGGUACGGGUGGAUUGGAUGACCAUCAUUUGCGCAUCUCAUUGGAAGCGAUGGGCCGAUUUCACGCCCUAUCAUUUGCAUAUCGGUCACAACAACCGGAAAAGUUUAAACUGUUAGAAAAGGGAGCGACAAACAUUCAAAAACACGUGUACACAGUUUCCAAGUUUUAUGAUAUACUGGAAGAAAAGUGUAAAAGAACUGCCGAUUUGUUUGAUUCGGAAGAAGACACGUUAUUACGCGAAAAAUUCGAGAAAUUCGUCAACUUCGAAGCUAAAAAUUGGAUAAUGAACAUACCCGAAGCACAUAAUAACGAGAUGGCCAUUUUACAUGGUGACUGCUGGUCAAACAAUUUAUUAUUCCAUUACAUGGACGAUCAGCAUAAAAUUCCAGACCGCGUUGCGUUUAUAGAUUGGCAGCAUUCGCGAUUGGGAUCUCCGGCUAUUGAGUUAAGCUACUUCUUAUUCACCGCCUGUACAGAGGAUGCAUUUGACCAAAUGCACAAUUACUUAAAAAUCUAUCACGACAGUUUAUCCGGAUACUUGAGAGAGCUCGGAAGUGACGGGGACAAGUUAUUUCCUUUUUCCCUUCUCGAAACGCAUUGGAAGAUAUAUUUAAAGUUCGGUUUAAUUCUUUCGACGGUUGUCAUUCACAGUAUGGUACUUGCAUCGGAGGAAGAAGACCUGCCGAUUGGCGACUUUGAAAACCCAAAAGGGAAACUAACUGACGUUUUCUUAUUCGAAAAAGCAACAAAAGAAACUAAUGCAAGAUAUAAAGAACGCAUACGACGAGUAAUAAAAUACUGUGUCGACAUGAAUUAUAUAUGAUGAUUUUACAUUGUAAAACGACAAAGGCGAGAUUGAUCAUUCCCAAGGAACCAUUCAUAAAAUACCUCACCCAAAUGUCUCUUUUUUUAUUAAAAAACGAAUCUAUGUUAAUAAAUAUUGCAGGACUGAUA
Messenger RNA from Agrilus planipennis (emerald ash borer), 1477 nucleotides. RefSeq lists its product as uncharacterized. Lineage: Eukaryota; Metazoa; Arthropoda; Insecta; Coleoptera; Buprestidae. The record is from RefSeq and is a predicted model, not a curated record. The transcript has 3 exons. Bases 96 to 1346 code for a protein of 416 amino acids.